This is a messenger RNA of Coturnix japonica (Japanese quail), 2927 nucleotides long. It is a transcript of the gene IGFBP2, whose product is annotated as insulin like growth factor binding protein 2. NCBI's taxonomy places the organism in Eukaryota, Metazoa, Chordata, Aves, Galliformes, Phasianidae. Gene Ontology annotation, biological process: regulation of insulin-like growth factor receptor signaling pathway. The record is from RefSeq and is a predicted model, not a curated record. Gene Ontology annotation, molecular function: insulin-like growth factor I binding; insulin-like growth factor II binding. Gene Ontology annotation, cellular component: extracellular region.
GCGCCGCCGGGGGGCCGAGCGUGUCCACCUGCCGGCCCCGCCGCCCGUCAGUCCCGCCAUGGCGCUCGGCGGGGUCGGUCGCGGCGGUUCGGUGCGGGCCGCUUGGCCGCGGUUGCUGCUGGCGGCGUUGGCGGCGGCGCUGGCGCUGGCGGGGCCGGCGCUGCCCGAGGUGCUGUUCCGCUGCCCGCCCUGCACGGCGGAACGACUGGCCGCUUGUUCCCCGGCCGCCCGACCGCCCUGCCCCGAGCUGGUGAGGGAACCGGGUUGCGGCUGCUGUCCGGUGUGCGCCCGCCUGGAGGCCGAAGCGUGCGGCGUGUACACACCGCGUUGCGCCGCCGGUUUGCGCUGCUACCCCGACCCCGGAGCCGAGCUGCCCCUGCAAGCCUUGGUGCAGGGACAGGGCACCUGCGCCCGACGCCGAGACACGGCCGAGUACGGAGCCAGCGCCGAGCGACCCGCAGACAAUGGUGAUGACCGGGUUGAGAGCAUCCUUGCUGAGAACCACGUGGACAGCACUGGGGGGAUGUUGAGCGGAGCCAGCAGCAGGAAACCCAUGAAAACAGGCAUGAAGGAGCUGGCGGUGAUGAGGGAGAAGGUGAACGAGCAGCAGCGGCAGAUGGGCAAAGUGGGCAAGGCCCAUCACAACCACGAGGACUCAAAGAAGUCACGGAUGCCGACAGGCAGGACCCCUUGUCAGCAGGAGCUGGAUCAGGUCCUGGAGCGCAUCUCUACCAUGCGGCUGCCGGAUGAGCGAGGUCCCCUGGAGCACCUCUACUCCCUCCACAUCCCCAACUGUGACAAGCAUGGCUUGUACAACCUCAAGCAGUGCAAGAUGUCGGUGAAUGGGCAGCGUGGUGAGUGCUGGUGCGUGGACCCCAUCCAUGGGAAGGUGAUCCAGGGUGCGCCCACCAUCCGCGGGGACCCCGAGUGCCACCUCUUCUACACAGCCCAUGAGCAGGAGGACCGGGGAGCACACGCCCUGCGGAGCCAGUAGAUGGAUGCGAUCCUGCUUGCUGUGGCCCCGGUGCUGGAUUUUUACAUGGGUUUCAGCAUGUCUCUUUUAAGCUCUGGAAGAGACCGGGGUUGAGUCCUGUGUGCUGCCCUCCUGCUGCCCCAGUUUCUGGGGAGGGAAGAGAUGACAGGAGGGGAAGGGUGGGGGGGGGAGGUUGCAAGGAGAAGGGACUGCUUUCCUAUAGUCUUUUGCCCAAUGUCAGCCAGAGAACCAGUCUUUUUUGCUCCUCGCCCCGUGGCCCUGCCCUCCCUGCUGCUUUGUGGCAUCUUCCUGCAGGCAAAACACCUUUACCAUGGGUGGGAGGGGGAAAGAGAAAAAAAGAAACAAACAACAAAGUUCCAUUUCCCUCUUCCUCCCUCCCUUCCCCGAGACCAAAGACUGUAAAUACUGCCUCUUGUGUCCUGCCUGUCCCCUGUGCAUUGGUCCUGGUGUGGGAUGUGGUGCAGGAGGGAGGGAAGGAGGAAAGUCCCCACUUUCCAGUUGGAGAGUGGAAGCGUGAUGGGGCUGCGUCCCUCGAGGGGGCAUCGCCAGGGGAUAGGGAUGAGGCAGCCCCCCUGAACCACCCCUGGUUGCAGCCACCCCUGCUGCUCUGGGAGGAUGGGGCCUUUGGGUGACUGUGGAGCUGAAUGUUUGGUUUUCUGAGGGGUUUGGAGGGCUGCUGCCCAGUAUUUCUUAGGAUUGGCUUAAGCUGAGGGAGCUAAAGUGAACUUGCCGGGGCUGGGUGGAAGGAUGCCUGUGUAGAUUUAGGAUAAUAAGCCAGGGAGUGUCUCUCUUUCUUUCUUUCUAGAUAGGAAAAACCCAUCUAAAACCUGCACUCCCAGCAGCUGCUCUUGUCCCUCCAUUUUCGCUUGGGACAAGAGUGAGCAUCUGCUUUUCAGCGCACACUUUUUUAUUGUAAGUACAGUAUAUAUCAUGCUUUGUAAAGGCCCAGACACACGCACCCCUCUGCCCACGUGCAUGUUUGUAUAGGUUAAAUCCAAGCAGUUGCAGGCGCUCUGAGAUGUUUUGCACUGGAUGUGCCGCUCUGAGGACCGAUGUGUCUCUGCCAUUACUUCACCUGUUGAUUUCUUUCUGUACAGAACACACCGACGCUGAGAAUAAAUAACUUCCCUGUCGCCGAAGCAAGGAGACUUUUUCUUCCUUCCCCCCAUUUUUAAUGUGGAUUCAAUUUGCAAAACAAUUGCAAACAUCCUUAUCUUUACUACAGUUAAGGGGAGAUGUGGAGUUUUUUUGUGGGACCUUGGGCAAGGCUGGGAAGGACCCACAGAGGAGUUGAGGGGUGCUGCCAACAUGCUCCCCUUGGGGCUGUGGGACAAACACCACUCACCUGGGGGCUUGGGGCUGGGGAAAAGAAAGCAAAAAGCCCCAAACUCUGCAGUAAUGGGAGUGCUGGGGUUUGUUGCUGUUUUCUUUCCUCCUACACCCCCCCUUUCUUUCCCAAAAUUUUCCAAGCGCAAAGAGCAUGGACAGUUUGUGCAGAUUGAACCCCUCGUGUCCUUGCAGGAGUUUGGAAGCGUCAGUGGAGGAGAAAAGGAAAAUGCUUUGAGGCUGUGGUGGGAAAGUGAUAGAAAGGAGUGUGUGUAUGAGAGAAAGGGGGAGUGAGAAUGAAUCAGGGAGAAAGAGAACGUACCUGAACGCAGAACUGUGUAACUGUAAAAAUGAUGCUACCUAUCUUCUCUUAACAGCCCACGAUGUUCAGCUUUUCCAUGUAAACCAUGCACGCUCUGGCUGUCAGCUGCAGUUUGUACUUUUUGUUUUGUUUAGGAACCAGGAAGUUUUCUUUUUGUGUUUUUCUUUUCUCUUUGGGAGAAGCUGAGCUGCAUAAAGUUGGAAUAAAUUAAAUGGGAUGCCAGAAAACUGUCAUCUUCCCCCUCCCCAACCUUCUCUAUUAAAUAGAGCAUGUUUUCUUGCCUGA